Coturnix japonica (Japanese quail) is the source of this 1793-nucleotide messenger RNA. NCBI's taxonomy places the organism in Eukaryota, Metazoa, Chordata, Aves, Galliformes, Phasianidae. The record is from RefSeq and is a predicted model, not a curated record.
UUUAAAGACACAAACUAAGGGAGAAUAGAUUCUUUGGCUCACAGACAACUUUUCAGUUCAUGGAUUGGGAUUAUCCAUAUUUGGAGAAAAAUCACACCAGGAAUUAAUGCCUCCUUAGAGGAACGUGGUGAAAGCAGGGUCUAGACAGGCGAAAGAGUAAUGUAUGUGUUUCCAAGACUUGUUGAAAUUUGAACAGAUCUUCCUGGCAUGUGUAAUGGAUAAAUUAGUGAAAGAAGCUAGCUCAAGAAAAGUAAACAGACAGAUCACAACUGGUACCACACCAUCUAGCUGAGGACUUUGCUGAUGUGAGAAAACUGUCUGUUGCAUAAUUCAAAUCAUGAGACUCACCUGUCAAGAAUGCUCAGUGAUCUUCACACUGGUCAGCCUGGUGGGUGCUCUAUCACAAUCGUUUGGUCAGAAAGAUGCUGUCAACACCACAAUAAUCAAUUUCAAUAAUGAGAAAAUGCAGAUCACAUGGGCAACAAGCAAACUAUUCCCUGGCAAGAAUGUGUCAUUUCAUUAUAUAUUUGAAGAAGGCAAACGGAAAACAUGUCCCACAUAUCUAUUGACGCAGGGUUAUAAUUCAGGAUCUUUUGAGACAGAGGGACACACCCUUUCUUUCUCAAUCAUGAACAGCAAUGGAAGUGAAGAGCUUUUUAAUAAAAGACUGAAAUCUGAUUUCUAUAUAAAGCCCAAUCGACCAAAAAAUGUGACCUUCUUCUGGAAGGAUGACACUGUUACUAUUACAUGUAAUAAACCAGAAAGAGGUGUGAAGUGCUUGAGACUUGAGCUUCAGUACAAAAGCAAAUAUGACAAAGGAUGGCAAUCCAGAACUUCUAAGUGUUGCAGAGUUGGAGAGCAAGGAUUUGAUCCAAGGAAAUGCUAUUCUUUCCGGGUCAGACUGAAGAGGAUAGUACCCUAUUGCAAUGUAGUUGAUUACAGCAGUGACUGGGAAGCAGAAACAUUUUGGAUGAAUAGAACAUUACUAGAUUCAUGUGAUGAUGAAAUAGAAACCCAGUCAAACACAAUAAUUCUUUUAAGUUGUUUGAUGGCAUUACUUCUAAUGGUAUUUAUCCUCUUGAUUCUUCUGUGUAAAUGGCAGAGACUUCAAAAAUCUGUCAUGCCUACUAUACCAGAUCCAAAAUACGUAUUUACUGAUCUCUUCAACAAUCAUAAUGGAAACUUCCAGUUCUCUGAUGGUUACACAGCCAUGCACCCUGUCUCAAAUCAGGUUUUCAGAGACUCAUGCAAACCAAGCUAUAAAAGAGCAACUUAGACAUCUAGAAAAAGGCCUGUUCAACUCCACACAGUGAGAGGAAGGGUAUAUGGCACCUUUAACAAGUUCCCUUUUUGUUUAUUCAGAGUUGUUAUGUUCUUCAAAGGCAGAUGUCCCUCAGAUACUACAGUUUGUUCCUAAUUAUAUCCUGCAGAAAGGCACAGACAGCAUAUCGUAUUGUAGUCCAGACUAACCGAACUGCAUUUAUCAACAGCAGAAUAAAAAGGAUGUAUAUUUAUACCUCGUGUGAUUUAUGUACCCACUGUAUCAGUGCUGAGCCAAGUUGCAAUGAUACACUGAACAUCUAUACUGUUUGUUUGGCUUUUUAUAUGAUUUUCAAUUAGGGGAAGACUAAAAGGAAAUCACAUUGUUCAUUUUAAAAACAAAUAACAGAACUUAUUGAAACCAGUUUUGCAACUUCUGAUAAUUUCCCUUUUUGUUGUUGUUGUUUAUUUUUAUCAUAUUAGUGUUUAUCAGUCUUUUGGGAAAUAAACUUCGUGCAACUACGAGCAGAAAA